GUAAAAUUAGGGUUUUGAGUUCAUAGCACACACACACCUUCUCACUUUUGAGGUUCCGCUUCCUUCCUAUCAUCAAAUCCGGUGUAUAUAUCGAUUUGCUAGCUCAAAUGGACAACCUUGAGGAAGAUAUUCGUGCAUUGCAGCUCGACUCAUCUGUGGAAGAGAGUAAGGAAAUGGUUCCGAAUGAGAAUGAUGGGAAACCUGAAGAAUCUUCACUAGUUUCUGAUAACAUGGAAGGAGCGUCUGAUGAUAAAUUAGUAUAUGCUGAAGAUAGUAACUUGGUGCCUAAUGCUAAUGGUGGGAAUCCUGAAGAUUCUGUAGACGCUGAUGAUGAAGGAAAAGAACAAGUGACAUCCACAGUUGCCUCUGCUUCAGAACACACUGAGGAGGUGGAUGAGAGUAAUAAGAAGAGACAUCUGAAUGUUGUAUUCAUUGGUCAUGUCGAUGCCGGGAAGUCCACAAUUGGAGGCCAGAUACUAUACCUCAGCGGCCAAGUUGAUGAGCGUACGAUUCAAAAAUAUGAAAAAGAAGCCAAGGAUAAAAGUAGAGAGAGUUGGUACAUGGCAUAUAUUAUGGAUACCAAUGAAGAGGAGAGGCUGAAGGGAAAAACAGUUGAAGUUGGUAGAGCACAUUUUGAGACAGAGAGUACGCGGUUUACCAUACUGGAUGCACCGGGCCACAAAAGCUAUGUGCCUAACAUGAUUAGUGGUGCUUCUCAAGCUGAUAUAGGUGUAUUGGUUAUAUCUGCUCGAAAAGGAGAAUUUGAAACUGGGUACGAGAGAGGAGGGCAAACGCGUGAGCAUGUACAACUUGCAAAGACUUUGGGUGUUUCUAAGCUACUUGUUGUUGUCAAUAAGAUGGACGAUCCAACUGUUAAUUGGUCUAAGGAGAGGUAUAGUGAAAUUGAAUCAAAAAUGGUCCCAUUUUUGAAGUCCUCGGGCUACAAUGUGAAGAAAGAUAUUCAGUUUCUUCCAAUAUCUGGCCUUCAUGGUACUAAUAUGCAAACAAGAGUGGAAAAAAGUGUCUGCCCUUGGUGGGAUGGUCAAUGUCUAUUUGAAGCACUCGAUGUUAUUGAAGUUCCGCUGCGUGACCCUAAAGGUCCAUUUAGAAUGACUAUUAUCGACAAGUUUAAAGAUCUGGGGACGGUUGUUAUGGGGAAAGUGGAGUCGGGUAGUCUACGAGAGGGCAACAGUCUGUUGAUCAUGCCAAACAAGGUUCAAGUUAAAGUUCUUGCCAUUUUUAUUGAUGAAGAUAAAGUUAGGAGUGCUGGGCCUGGUGAGAAUCUACGAGUCAGGGUCUCUGGGAUCGAGGAAGAAGACAUACUGUCGGGAUUUGUUCUUUCCAGUAUUGAAAAACCAAUUCCUGCAGUUCAGGAGUUCAUUGCUCAGUUGCAUAUUCUUGAAUUGGUGGAGAAUGCUAUUUUUACUGCUGGAUAUAAGGCUGUAUUGCACAUUCACUCUGUCGUUGAGGAAUGUGAAAUCCUUGAGCUGAUGCAGCAAAUUGAUCCGAAGACCAGGAAGCCAAUGAAAAAGAAAGUGCUUUUCGUAAAGAAUGGGGCAGUUGUUAUAUGCCGUAUUCAGGUAACUAAUUUGAUAUGCAUUGAAAAGUUUUCUGAUUUUCAACAGCUUGGGCGGUUCACACUUCGUACUGAAGGAAAAACAGUUGCAAUUGGAAAAGUAAUUGAACUUGCGUAAUCAAUUUUGUUGUAGAAGGCAGGCUGGCCACCUACAUACCUCACGGGCUAACAUGGAGCAGAGUCUAAAGUCAGAGUUUCGUUGGCUGCAUCGUUCAACAAUUAUCAUGCCAAUUCUCAUAUAUUUUUCAUUGUUAAUGGUGAAAUGGGUGUGGUUACUGGGUUAUUAUACAGACUAGGCCAGUCUGUACAUACUGCACAGAUUACAGAAACACUGCACUAUGAAGGUUAUCUUUGUAGGAGUCUGAAAAGAGCUGACAAUCAGAUGUUUUGGUUAUGCAAUGAUACGAUGAAGUAUCGGAUGUCUUUAAUUUGGUCAAAGAUGUAUUUACUUGAUUAACCUAUUUGUGUUUGUUGGGUGAUUGGUUUAAAUGCAGGUUAUGAUAUAUUUAGUCAAUUAAGUCA
Erigeron canadensis is the source of this 2098-nucleotide messenger RNA. RefSeq names its product eukaryotic peptide chain release factor GTP-binding subunit ERF3A. Bases 108 to 1694 code for a protein of 528 amino acids. The record is from RefSeq and is a predicted model, not a curated record. Lineage: Eukaryota; Viridiplantae; Streptophyta; Magnoliopsida; Asterales; Asteraceae. Gene Ontology annotation, biological process: translation. Gene Ontology annotation, molecular function: GTPase activity; translation release factor activity; GTP binding. The transcript has 20 exons. Gene Ontology annotation, cellular component: translation release factor complex.